Messenger RNA from Prunus mume (Japanese apricot), 1347 nucleotides. RefSeq lists its product as uncharacterized. NCBI's taxonomy places the organism in Eukaryota, Viridiplantae, Streptophyta, Magnoliopsida, Rosales, Rosaceae. The record is from RefSeq and is a predicted model, not a curated record.
AUGGACUCAAAUGAAGUUGACAACUGUCAUUCAAGUUCUAAAAGUGAUUCAUCAUCUCAUUCAAGUUCUGAAAGUGAUUCAUCAUCUAAUUUGGAUGAUUCACUUGGAGAGUUGCUUUUAUUUAUAAAACUAAAUGAAUAUUACUCACGUUUCCAUAAAGAGCCAUGUAUGAUUUCACAACUCUCAGGUCGCCAAUUUGUGAUAGAGUUGUUGACUGGACAUCCAAAUAGGUUAUUUGAUUUUGCUAGAAUGGAUAAGAACACAUUUAUGAACUUGUGUUCGACAUUGAGGGGCUUGGAUUUCUUACAAGAUGAUAGAUCAAUUUGCGUCGAGGAGUCAAUGUGCAUGUUUUUGCGUAUUAUUGGGCAUACAACUCGUAAUAGGAUGGAUGCUGAGAAAUUUCAACAUUCUAAAGAAACCGUGUCUAGACAGUUUAAUAGAGUUCUCAAAGCAAUAUGUCGAUUUGGUACUCAGAUAAUUCAACCUCCAAAUAUGGAUAUGACACCUCCUAAAAUCAUGGGGAAUCCUAAUUACCACUCGUGGUUUAAGAAAAAUGAUUGUAUUGGUGCUAUUGAUGCAACACACAUCAAUGCAUGGGCUCCUGCAUCAAAACAAAUUCCAUAUCGAGGCAGAAAAAUUGAGGUGACACAAAAUAUUAUGUGUGCUUGUUCGUUUGACAUGUUGUUCACAUAUGUUUACACGGGAUGGGAAAGAACGGCUAAUGACUCAAGAGUAUUGAUGGAUGCAAUAAGUAGAGAAGAGAACAACUUUCCAUUGCCUAAAGAAGGAAAAUAUUAUGUUGUUGAUUCUGGUUAUGCAAAUAUGCGUGGGUCUCUAGCACCAUAUCAUGGAGAGCGUUAUCAUUUGUGUGAUUAUAGAGGGAGAGGCAGACAUCCAAGGGGGGCAAUGGAAUUGUUCAACUAUAGGCAUUCAUCACUACGUAACGUUAUUAAAAGAUGCUUCGGAGUGCUUAAGGCUCGCUUUCCUAUUUUGAAGUUAAUGCCAAAUAAUCCAAUCAGGAAACAAAAACGUAUUCCUGUUGCUUGUUGUACUGUGCAUAACUUCAUUAGAAUGCAAUCAAGAAAUGACAUCAUAUUUCAUCAAUAUCAAGCCAAUGAUCUUCAAGUGGUAGAUGAAGAAAGCUCUGAAGUGAAUCAAGAACACAUCCAUUUGCAUGAGGACAAUGCUAAUCAAAUGAGUGAUGUUAGAGAUCACAUUCCCGAAGCAAUGAGCCCUUAUAAGUUUGUGGGUUUUGUGCAAGUCAUGGUGGUAGUGGUAGUCGAAUCAGGGGUAGGGGUGAUGGAAGGAGAUGUGGAAGAGGAGGAGGCAGGUUUAGUGGUGGAAUAG